CAAACUUCACGAAUUCAAUUGAACUCUUUUGGUCCUGCACUUGCUCCUUUAACACAUCCAUCCCUCUCCCAGCCUUCGAUCAAAACUCUCCCUGCAAUCUUUCCUCGAUGCAGGAAUGACGGCCGUGCCGCUGCGGGGCCACCCCAGUCGAUGCCCCAUCGUGGCAUCCAACGCGCCAAACCCUCCCCUUGCCUCCUCGCAUCUCUAAAACUUCACAUCUCCGCCGGCCGUCUCGCCGAUGCAGUCGCCGUUCUCCCCUUCCUCGCCCGGUGCGGUCUCCGCCCUCCAAUCCGCACUCUCUCAUUUCUUCUUACGCAAUGCCUUUACCCUCAUCCUUCCCUCUCUUUAGCCCGCCGUGUUCUCCACUUCCUCCAUUUCACCGCCCUCAAGCCCGUUUACCCCUCCAACACCUUUCUCUCUAACCACAUCCUUCAUCUCCACUUCCUCCUCGGCCGCUCCGACCGCGCCCAACAUCUCUUCGGCAAAAUGCCUCAGCCAAACGUUUUCUCGUGUAACACCAUGCUGGCCGGAUACGUCCGCCUCGGCUUGCUAGCUCCCGCUCUUAGCCUAUUCGAUGGAAUGCCGCAUAAGGACCUCGUGUCCUGGAACACCAUCAUCCUUGCCCUUGCUCGAAGCAACAUGGCGGCGGAAGCUGUGACAUUCUACAAGCGCCUCCGUAACUCCACCCUCGGCUUCAACGCCCAUUCUUUCUCUGCCCUACUUACUACCUGUUCUAGCUUUGGGUAUGAAGGUCUCACCUUUCAAGCCCACGGUCAGGUUUUGGUUUCUGGUUGCUCAUCAAACCUAGUGGUUUCCAGCUUGAUUGUUGAUGCUUAUGCGAAGCAUGGGAUGAUAGAGGAAUCAAGGAGGGCGUUUGAUGAAAUUCCUGUCAGAGAUGUACUUGCUUGGACUUCAAUGGUGUCCGCUUACACCAAGAGCGGGGACAUGCGUUCUGCUCGAAUGUUGUUUGAUGAGAUGCCUGACAGGAAUCUUGUAUCAUGGACAGUGCUUAUUGGAGGGUAUAUACGCAAUGGCUUAGCAUCCGAAGCUCUGAAUUUGUUCAGAUUGAUGGUUGCUGAUGGUGUUCAACCAGAUCAAUUUAUUUUCAGCAGCUGUAUUUGUGCUGCUUCUGCAAUUUCUUCAGCUAAACAUGGAAAGCAGAUACAUGCUCGCCUUUUUAGGACACAUUUUAAUCCAAAUGUGAUUGUUCUUAGCUCUCUUAUUGAUAUGUACUCCAAAUGUGGGGAUUUGGAGGGAGGAAGAAGACUUUUUUAUCAUUCAAAUAUGGACAGCAGAGAUGUUGUUAUGUGGAACACUAUCAUGUCUGCUGUAGGUCAUCAUGGUCUUGGAAAAGAAGCAAUUAACUUAUUCGAGGAAAUGAUUAGAAAUAAGAUUAAGCCUGAUGCUAAUACGUUUGUUGUUCUUCUCACCGCUUGCAGCCAUUCAGGCCUGGUGAUUGAGGGUUUGCAGUUUUUUGAGUCUAUGGUUGAGAAAUGUGGCAUUUUACCUGAAGAAAAUCUUCUUGUGUGUUUGGUGGACCUCUUGGGCAGGGCUGGUAAAUUCCAGGAAGCGAUGGAGUGGUUGGUUAAAGAGCCCUGUAAAUCUAGUUCAAGGGCGUGGAAUGUAUUGCUAGGAGCUUGUAAGAUACAUGGAAAUUUAGAGCUUGGAGAGCAAAUUGCUCGGAGGCUUUUGGACUUGGAGUCUCAGCCUUCUGGUUCUUAUGUUCUGCUAUCUAAUAUUUUCGCUGAGGAUGGGAACUGGGUGUCUGUAGAGAAUGUGAGGCAAUCCAUGGAGGAGAAGGGAAUGAGAAAAGAGUGUGCUACAAGCUGGAUAGAAGUGGAUAAUGAUAUCUUGAGGUGCUGAAUUAAUGAGUUGGAAGAUGAUUAUUUCUUCUUAUGAGUGCGUCAGAGUACUAUAAUAUUGCCAAAAAUGAGCUUUCAGGACGCUAACAGUUUUCUCGGACAUUGAUUUACUUAUGGGAUAUGAAUCAGCCUUUCAUGAGUUUCACAUUUGAUCAAUCGGGAUACUAGAGCCAUUCACCUAUUUAAUGCAACAUAUUGUUUUAGGAAAUGCUAAACUUUAUUGUAAACUAGGCGUGCCAUUUGUUAUGGGCACAACAGGAGGAGACACGGAAUUGUUGCAAAUGUUUAUACAGUAAUUUCUGCACAGAUGGAGGAUCUGGUUGUUGCAUUUUUUGCAGCCAUGGAAAUUAUGGCUGAGCAGUUUCCUGGAGCAUAUUCAGGCUAUUCAUUCCAGGUGUUGAUGGAAGCUCAUCAAGCAGGCAAACGAGACGCAUCUGGUACAGCUAAAGCUGUUAUUUCCUGCUUUCAGAAGCUGGGUGUCUCAUUUGACGUCAAUAAGGUCUGUUGCUCUUCAACGAAUUUAUCAGAAGUUUAAAUCACAUAUCUACUUGCUGUUUGG
Molecule: messenger RNA, 2421 nt
Organism: Phalaenopsis equestris
Lineage: Eukaryota; Viridiplantae; Streptophyta; Magnoliopsida; Asparagales; Orchidaceae
Product: pentatricopeptide repeat-containing protein At2g21090-like
Exons: 4
Coding region: 151-1863 (570 amino acids)
Biological process (GO): RNA modification
Molecular function (GO): protein binding; RNA binding
Source: RefSeq, a predicted model, not a curated record